GCCCUACAACACAUUCACAUCACUGACCGGCAGCAUAUUUUGCGCGUUUUCCCGUCACAUUGUUAUCGUGUUUUGUUUUCGUUUUGUUUAGUAAUAAAAACACACAAUAACUGAAUAAAAUCAACGUAAAAUUUGCAUUAAGUUCACAAUUAUACCAUCAAAAUGUCUGGAGCCAGUCCAUUUAUAAGUAAACGUGGUUUAAUUAACAUAAAGCCACGGACACCACAACGAGAACGUGCAGACACCUUGGCCGAUGGCGACUCUCACAAUUUUUCCAUAUCGCUACUUCCCGGAGAGUUACAGAGAAUGCUGGACAGUUCUCAAAUGAAUAACAGUGGACUUUUUGGUUCAUCUUUCCAUGGUGGUGUGGCGGGAGUUGGUGAUACAACAAGCCUAUGUGAUCGAUCGGUUAUAGAGCAAUUGGAUGUCUUCAAGGAAAAGGCAGACACAUUGUUUCCACAAUUCUUGGAGGUUCUACAAGGUCGUACCAAUGAUUCGGAAGUAUUUGAUACCAUAAAAGAUCUUAUACACACAUGCGCUGCAGUGCAGGAUGAAUGUCUGAAAGAUAUUCAUAGAGGUGGUGACAACCGGACUAAGUCCAAAGUGGAAUGGUUGGAAUUGGAGUGUAAAACAUGGAAACUGUUGUAUGCAUUGUACCAAGAUCGUAUUCUCUUGCAAUCAACAGAUCAAGGAAUGGAUGAAAUACCCACAAUGGGUGGUUCCGAGAAGGAAGUUAUUUCGCAGUUAUACAAUUGCAAUUCAACAUUGAGGGAGUAUCAACUGAUAAUCGAUUGGUUAGAAGCAUGUUAUGAGAAGAAAAUGACUGGUCCCCAGAUUGGCCAUACGACGGAUCGCACCGUGGCUUGGGAAAACACUUUAUUUCAGUUGAAGAAACAACAACAAAUUGCCUUUAGUUCCGGCGGAGAAAUUGUUAAAUCUCUAGACCCUGAUGCACCCAUACGAGAAAAGAAACCGCUACAUGCAUUGGAUGAGGAAGAUAACAUGCGCUUAUCACGUUGCAUAUUUGAAGAAAUACGCCAGGGACGCAUCGAUGAGGCUAUGGCCUUGUGUAAAUACUGUGGCCAGACUUGGCGCGCAGCUAUAUUGGAGGGUUGGCGUCUUCAUGAAGAUCCCAACUAUGAACCCAUACAUGGAAACUCCAAGGAGAAGAUCCCCAUUGAGGGUAAUCCCCGAAGAGAUAUAUGGAAGAAAUGUGCUUGGAUGAUGGCUGAUUCUAAGAAAUUUGAUGAAUACACCAGGGCCAUAGCAGGAACAUUUUGUGGACAUUUGGAGUCGCUGAAGUCGCUACUAAUUAAUUCAUGGGAGGAUCUUCUUUGGGCAUACCUUAAGGUUCAGGUUGAUAUACGUGUGGAAAGUGAAAUAAGAGCCAAUUGCCCCAAGCCCUAUCAUCCCAUGCCAGAAGAGUAUUGGAAUGCAAAAAUGUCUAUGGAACAAAUAUUCGAUGAACUCUUGGUACACAAUGAUGCUGCUGUGAGGGAUUAUGCUCAAAGUAAAGUUGGCAUUAUACAGAAAUAUUUGAUUCUCGACAACAUUACCGAAUUGCUACAACAAAUACGUCGCUGGAUUGAAGAAGACCAAUUAGUGGAUAGCAAAGAUCCUUCCAUAUCUUCACAUAUGCUAAGAUUUCUAACCCAUAUUGUGUUGUUCAUGCGUCAAAUAGGUCGUGUAGACAAGGAGGAGACCGCUGAUCGUAUAAUAGCUGCGUAUGUUGAAUGUCUAAUACAAAUGAAAGAUGCCCAGCUGGUUGCAUUCUAUACUGCUGCCCUGCCGGGUAAAAUGCAGGUUUCUUUAUAUUCGAAAUUCUUGGAAACAAUACAUGAUACACCUGCCCGCCAAGCUGCUCUGGAGGAAGCGAUGAACGCUCAUCUUGAUGUUGAAAAUAUUACACGUCAUACUGUUGAAGUUAUCCGCCAAAAAGAGCCAGCCGAAGCUGAUAUACAACUAAUGCAACAGGAGCCGUUACAACAUGGUGAUAUUUCUACAUUUGACCAACGUAAAAUCAAGGCCUUGGAAUGGUUAACAUUUUUGCCAACACAACGUGGCGAACUAUUGUGGCAAGCUAAUGCUAUGAUACGUUCCUUUUUGGCAGAAAAUAAAAUGGAAUGUGUACGCGCAGUUUAUGAUACGAUUCCACAAGAUUCCCUAAGUCAUAUUUUGAAUAUCUACGGUAGUAAGGAUAAUUUCCCGUGUCGUGAAGACUGUAGCAUUAAGGAGUAUUUAAGUUACAAAGUUUAUCUGGCGGCCAUUGAUUCAUUUAAUGAAUGGUCACGUUUGUAUCACAAUCGCCCUAAAGAACCACAAUUGGUUACAGCUGGGGCUAAUUUCACCGAACGUAUGGCCUCGGAACACAAAGAGCAGGUAUAUAGAGGCGAAUUAAAUCGUUGGAAGGCAUCACUGGAGGAACAGGCUCGAGUUUGCCGAGAUUCUCUUUUCAAUGUCUUGUUAUUCCCCGAAAAGGGUUGGCUCAUUGAUCCUGACACUCCCAAAGAUCCGGCCAACAUCAGUCCUGUUACUUGGGAAAAUCGCCAAGUGCAAUUGGAUAAAAUUCGUAGUAUUUGUAUACCAGAAAUAACUUUACUUUUACACAAAGUUUUGCAUUUAUCAGAGGACUAUCAAGGUUGUGUCAGAUUGGCCGAUGAAAUUGCCUCCGAAAAUCGCCAACUUUAUAAGGUUUAUACCAAACAUAAGCUAGCGGAACUAUUGUCGAAAUUGGCAGAAUCUUCGCUGGAGUUGCUUAACAGAAAACUGGACCCAUGGGGAUAUCCUGUAACAGUAUAAGUUCCAAGUUUUAUGAUUUCUCUAAUUGUAUACCUUUAAGAUUCUUUUUGCUAAUAAAAUAAAAUUUGUUAUUAAAAUAA
This is a messenger RNA of Musca domestica (house fly), 2879 nucleotides long. It is a transcript of the gene Nup107, whose product is annotated as nuclear pore complex protein Nup107. The record is from RefSeq and is a predicted model, not a curated record. Gene Ontology annotation, molecular function: structural constituent of nuclear pore. Lineage: Eukaryota; Metazoa; Arthropoda; Insecta; Diptera; Muscidae. Bases 163 to 2799 code for a protein of 878 amino acids. Gene Ontology annotation, biological process: mRNA export from nucleus; protein import into nucleus; regulation of DNA-templated transcription. Gene Ontology annotation, cellular component: nuclear pore outer ring; nuclear pore. The transcript is spliced from 2 exons.